CUUCAGGCAUUGCUACAGUUCUAAAUGCAAAAGGAGUCUUCGCUUUUUCUCUUUAAAGGGAUUUUCAGUGCUCUAAUUUAGCUUAAAUGACCUCUUUUGGGAAGCAUGCUGCAGCCGACUGACAGAAGAAACUUCAUGAGAUACAGUAACAUCAUGGUGGAUGUGGGAAAGUGGCCAAUAUUUACCUUACUGUCACCUCAAGAAAUAGCAUCUAUUCGGAAAGCAUGCGUAUUUGGUACAUCAGCCAACGAAGCUAUAUACAUAACGCACAACGACGAGGUGUUUGUUUUUGGACUGAACUGCAGUAAUUGCUUGGGAACUGGAGAUAAUCAGAGCACGAUAGUACCAAAGAAAUUAGAAGCCUUAUGUGGAAAGAAGAUUUCCAGUCUCAGUUACGGGAGUGGACCACAUGUUGUACUUUGCACUGAAGAUGGUGAAGUAUAUGCGUGGGGACAUAAUGGUUACAGCCAGCUUGGGAAUGGCGCAACCAACCAGGGCAUUACUCCUGUUCAAGUCUGCACAAAUCUGUUAAUAAAGAGGGUGGUGGAAGUAGCUUGUGGCUCUCAUCAUUCCAUGGCGUUAUCCUCUGAUGGGGAUCUAUAUGCUUGGGGCUAUAACAACUGUGGUCAAGUUGGAUCUGGAUCUACAGCAAACCAGCCAACUCCUCGUAGAGUUUCAAACUGUUUACAGGGUAAAAUGGUAGUUGCCAUUGCUUGUGGUCAGACCUCCUCCAUGGCUGUAGUAAACAAUGGUGAGGUUUAUGGCUGGGGUUACAAUGGUAAUGGUCAGCUAGGUCUUGGAAACAAUGGCAACCAGCUAACACCGUGCAGAGUGGCAGCAUUACAUGGUGUGUGUAUACUGCAGAUUGCCUGCGGCUACGCGCACACACUAGCACUAACAGAUGAGGGUUUGCUCUAUGCCUGGGGAGCUAACACUUACGGGCAGCUGGGAACUGGCAAUAAAAGUAACCAGCUAAGUCCACUGCAGAUCAUGAUGGAAAAAGAAAGGGUUGUGGAGAUCGCAGCCUGCCACUCUGCUCACAUUUCGGCUGCCAGGACCCAGAGUGGCCAGGUGUACAUGUGGGGCCAAUGCCGCGGCCAGUCUGUGGUCCUUCCCCACCUCACUCACUUUGCCUGCACUGACGAUGUGUUUGCUUGCUUUGCUACCCCUGCCGUUAUGUGGCGUCUUCUGUCAGUAGAGCAUGAAGACUUUUUAACAGUAGCAGAGUCUCUGAGGAGGGAAUUUGACAGCCCAGAAACCUCAGACCUAAAGUUCCGUGUAGAUGGGAAGUACAUCCACGUUCACAAAGCUGUUCUGAAAAUCAGGUGCGAACACUUCAGAACCAUGUUCCAGUCAUACUGGAAUGAGGAUAUGAAGGAAGUGUUAGAAAUCGACCAGUUUUCUUACCCUGUGUAUCGUGCCUUUCUUGAGUACUUGUACACAGACUGUGUUGACCUUCCGCCUGAAGACGCGAUAGGACUUCUGGAUUUGGCUACUUCGUACUGUGAAAACAGACUGAAAAAACUGUGUCAACAUAUUAUCAAGAGAGGAAUUACUGUGGAAAAUGCUUUUUCAUUGCUCUCUGCUGCUGUCAGAUACGAUGCAGAGGACUUAGAGGAAUUCUGCUUUAAAUUUUGUGUCAAUCAUUUGACAGAAGUGACACAAACUACAGCAUUUUGGCAAAUGGAUGGUCCCCUGCUCAAGGAAUUCAUUGCUAAAGCCAGUAAAUGUGGAGCCUUUAAGAACUGAAAUGAGGCUGUAAGUUAUGGGUGUUUGUAGGGAUUUCUGCACCACGGGUUGGUGUAACUGCACAGGUGGAAGCGGCAAGUGAUAGUGGCCUCUUGUACCAGGAGCUGUGGAAGGCCACAGCAAAAACUGAUGUUCUCUGUGCUUAAGAGUGAGCUGUUGUUAAAUGUUAAGCAAAAUACUCACUUGCAUUCAGAAAGUCUGGAUGGUGGAACCAGUGCAAGGUUUCAGAUGGAAAGACUGCUGUGUGCAGAAGACACCAGGUCUUCGUAAGGACAUUUAGGUGAGGAAAUGACACUUGUAGAGCUACCUGUUAAUAUUUUCAACGUACUACUUAAGGCACUGGCCUUCUGGGAUUAUGAGCCACUGGAUGAUGUCACUUAAAUCAUUAACUCCCCAGAACUACAAAGAAGCAAAUGGCAUGGAUAUCUCUUAUUGCAGCUGCAUGAUUGUGAAUGACAUUGCCAUUUGCUGUAAUUAACCACGCGUAUUCGGUGCUGAGAAAAGUGUGCAAAAAUAAUGUAUCCUCAAAGCCUGCAAAAGAAGCCUGCAAAAGUAACCCUGAAGAAAGGGGUACCUAGCAGACUGAAUUGGAAGUAAAGCUCUAUAUUUGAGUACAUCUUAAUACAAGUUGUAAUGUAUACUUUAUAAUCUGUUCAAGCAAUGUUUAUAAUGGUUAAUGGAAGAUUUCCCUCUCUGACUUCAGAUUACGUUGGUUCCCUUGGAGGGAAAGGGGCACACUGUUCUGAAAGUUUUUUUUUUGUUGUUUAAUUAAGUAUUGUAUAAAUUUAAACUACAUGUAAUAAAAUUCACUUUUUGGUACA
Oxyura jamaicensis (ruddy duck) is the source of this 2570-nucleotide messenger RNA. It is a transcript of the gene RCBTB1, whose product is annotated as RCC1 and BTB domain containing protein 1. The transcript has 12 exons. The coding region runs from base 106 to 1749 and encodes 547 amino acids. Gene Ontology annotation, molecular function: protein binding. Lineage: Eukaryota; Metazoa; Chordata; Aves; Anseriformes; Anatidae. The record is from RefSeq and is a predicted model, not a curated record.